GUGUUUCUGCUGGCGAUGCUGAUUGAAUAUGAGGAGAAGAGAUACCAUCUACAAGACCUCAGUGGCCACGUACGCUGCGAUCUGGAAUACGCCGAGACCACCACCGGCAUGUUUACAGAGCAGUGCAUAGUGCUUGCAGAAGGUGUGUACGCAAACAACAUCUUUCACGUCAAAGUACUUGCUCAUCCACCACCCGAGAAGGCUUCGGUUACCAGAGACAUAUUCAGAGACAUCGACCUCUUCGGCGGAGAGAGGCACCGCAAGGAGUUGGACAAGUUGGCGGUCAAGGAGAAGACACUGGAGAACACCUUCUUUGUAAUCCUGUCGGAUGUUUGGCUAGACAACGAGUCGGUGCGAACCAAGCUGAAGGAUCUGUUUGCCGGGUACAUGCACGCAGUUCCCGAUGCCUUCAUCUUCAUUGGCAGCUUCAGUGAGAAGACGUAUGGCGCCGACCACCCUAGACGCGUGCGAGAGGGAUUGAGUAACCUGGGUAGCAUGAUCCGUCAGCACCAGAGCCUGAUCAACGUUCCCUGCAUAUUCGUCCCGUCUGCGGCAGACCCACCCGGCGGCGAUCUAUUGCCGCGCAAACCACUACCACCGGCAAUUACUAAGGAUAUACGGGAAAAGCUACCGAACUGCCGAUUUGUCAGUAAUCCUUGUAGGAUACGAUGGUACUCCCAGGAGAUUGUAAUAUAUAGAGAGGAUGUCACAGCCAAAAUGCAGCGUCACUGUUUAGUGCCACUCGACACGAGGGAAACGGACGCUGUGCACAAACACCUGGUGCGUACGUUGAUGGAUCAAGCACACCUGUCCCCACUGCCAGGUAGACUACGACCCCUGCAGAUAGGCUAUGAGCAUACAAUGCGCCUGUACCCGCACCCCGAUGUGCUUAUAAUAGCGGAUAAACAUGAGAGCUACGAUAUACACUACGAAGAUGCGUUAUGUUUCAAUCCCGGCUCUUUCUAUCAAUCUGGAUUUUCAUUUGUAGCCUACUGGCCUGCCGCAAAAACGGUGGAACCGUCGAGUUUGAGUUGA
Messenger RNA from Sphaeroforma arctica JP610, 1035 nucleotides. RefSeq lists its product as hypothetical. The record is from RefSeq and is a predicted model, not a curated record. Gene Ontology annotation, biological process: DNA-templated DNA replication; error-prone translesion synthesis. Gene Ontology annotation, molecular function: DNA binding. The coding region runs from base 16 to 1035 and encodes 339 amino acids. The transcript has 7 exons. Gene Ontology annotation, cellular component: epsilon DNA polymerase complex. Lineage: Eukaryota; Ichthyosporea; Ichthyophonida.